Messenger RNA from Plenodomus lingam JN3, 1521 nucleotides. The record is from RefSeq and is a predicted model, not a curated record. NCBI's taxonomy places the organism in Eukaryota, Fungi, Ascomycota, Dothideomycetes, Pleosporales, Leptosphaeriaceae.
AUGAUCCAGUCUCGGCAGACCUUGGAAGAUGACUCUGGCAUUUGCUUUUAUCACCGUGUCAUGUCUUUGUCGAAUGCUGUUGGACAUUCAAUCAGGAUAGAUGGCGAGGGCGAGACAGAUAGACAGCAGAAUGAGUCUGCAACCACCCUCACUCGCCGUCAGGCCCAAGUCUGCAUCUGGCGGUUCUACCAAGGCCGUUAUUUUGGUACAGGACAUUCCCACCAAGCAUGUAUCUACGAUCAAGAUGCUAAUACGCACCAGGUCGGCGGCCCCUCCAGAGGAACACGGUUCAGGCCUCUCUCCAUGGAAUUGCCCAAGCCACUCUUCCCUGUCGCCGGCCACCCCAUUAUCGAGCACUGCUUCCGCGCCAUUACCGGUGUUGCCGAGAUCAAGGAGGUCUUCAUCGUCGGCUACUACGAGGAGUCUGUCUUCCAGCCCUUCAUCAACACCGUCUCCACCAACUUCCCUCAGUUGACCGUCAAGUACCUGCGAGAAUACCAGGCCCUGGGCACGGCCGGAGGUCUAUACCAUUUCCGCGAUGUCAUAUUGAAGGGCAAGCCAGAGAAGCUGUUCGUCUUGAACGCCGAUGUCUGUUCUUCCUUCCCGCUUGAGGAGAUGCUCAAGCUGUACAACGACAAAGAUGCAGAGGCCGUCAUGCUAGGCACGAGGGUCGCCAACGAGUCAGCCUCCAACUUUGGAUGCAUCGUCUCCGAUGCCCACACCAAGCGCGUCCUCCACUACGUCGAGAAGCCGGAGUCGCAAAUCUCCAACCUCAUCAACUGCGGAGUCUACCUCUUCAACACAGAGUGCAUCUUCCCCGCCAUUCGCAGUGCCAUCAAGCGACGCACUGAGCGCCCACGGCUGCUGUCCUACCCUUCCUCCGAGAACCUCGAAUCUUCCUUCUACCAGGCCGACGACGAUGACGACAACAAGGAGAACGCCGUCAUUCGUCUGGAACAGGACGUCCUCUCCGACAUUGCAGACAGCAGACAGUUCUUCGUUCUUGAAUCCAAAGACUUCUGGCGCCAGAUCAAGACUGCUGGCUCAGCCGUACCUGCCAACGCCUUGUAUUUGCUGAAGGCUUUCCAAGCUGGCUCCGAAGAGCUCGCAAAACCCUCUGCGAACAUCAUCCCACCUGUUUACAUCCACCCUUCUGCGCACAUUGAUCCCACUGCCAAGAUUGGUCCUAACGUGUCCAUCGGGCCCCGUGUGGUCAUUGGAGCUGGUGUUCGUGUCAAGGAGUCCAUUGUUCUGGAAGACUCUGAAAUCAAGCACGAUGCCUGUGUGCUCUACACUAUAGUUGGCUGGCACAGCAAGAUCGGUGCAUGGGCGCGUGUCGAGGGCACGCCCACUCCAGUCACCAGCCAUAGCACCAGCGUUAUCAAGAACGGUGUCAAGGUACAGAGCAUUACCAUUCUCGGCAAAGACUGCGCAGUCGCCGAUGAGGUGCGCGUGCAAAACUGUGUCUGUUUGCCCUAUAAGGAGUUGAAGAGGGAUGUCGCCAAUGAGGUCAUCAUGUAA